AUGCGCAAGUUGACAGUAACGCCGCCUGUAGAGAAGCAUCUAAUUUGGAAGAAAUUGAAGUACUCCAAGCAUGGUAUCUAUCUUCCAGAUACUCUUCUCGCUCGACACAGAAAAACCGGCUUCGACGAAAAAGAGCUGCAUUAUAGAGUAAAGUUUAUUGAAGAAAAGAACCAGAUAAAAACGGGCGAACGACGAAUGAUGAGGAGGCGUGAAUGGAAAAAGCGACAGCUAAUGAAUGAUCAAGAGUUUCGAACGGGAAUAGUAACGAAAGUCUACACAAUUAAACCGAAGAAACCGAACUCGGGCAACAGAAAGAUCUGCAAAGUUCGCCUGCUAGGUGGCGAGCCCAAUGAAAAGACUCAGCAUCGAUUAGCAUAUAUUCCGAUGGAAAACCACAACGUGACCGAGCAUUCCCGCGUGUUGCUAUACUUCCAUCCGAAGCGUGAUUUGAUUGGAAUCAAGCUCCGAGUUGUCCGUGGUGUUUACGAUGUGAACAAGAAGCCCGGCGAAGGACCUAAGAAAAAUGCACCUAACCACCCUGCGCGACGUUCGGAAUUCUGUGAAAAAAUUUUAGCUGAAUGGUCGCCCGAGCCUGUUCCUGAUAUUUACAGGCAUAACUUCUAA
Molecule: messenger RNA, 624 nt
Organism: Oikopleura dioica
Lineage: Eukaryota; Metazoa; Chordata; Appendicularia; Copelata; Oikopleuridae
Source: the annotation of a GenBank genome assembly